AUGCCGCCCCCACCCCCCAACAUCGACACCCUCCUCUCCCACUUCCGCACGUCCCUGAACCUCCACCUCCGCCCCACAUGGCUCUCCCACACCCUCACCACCCAGCGCCUCCCCACCGGCGCCGCGCUCCUCGCCUCCCUCAAGUUCCGCAUUCUCGCCUCCGACAUCACCGAGUCGUUACAGCCGCACGCAAACCUAUGUUUCCCGCCCAGCAUCCACGACACGGACACACAGGCGCAGGUGCUGGUGGGGCCGAUCGCGGUGCAGAUUGUGGCCGUAGAGGACGUGGGCUUGAGCCGCGUGGAGCAGCUGGAUAGGCUUGAGAUGGCGGCGCGCGGGGAGGUGGUACGCGGGCGGGAGGUAAUAAGGGUACUGCCGGAGGAGGACGGGGAGGCGCCGAGGGUGGUGGGGAGGGCGGGGAAGACGGGGCCGUGUAAGGUGUUGGUGGAGGAUGCGGGGGGGAGGAGGGUGUAUGCUGUUGAGUUGGAGGCGGUGGAGGGCGUGAAGAGCGAUAUGGCGAUUGGCGCGAAGAUGGUGCUGAAGGAUGUCACGGCGGCGAGGGGGCUGCUGCUGCUUACGCCGGGGAAUACGACGUUUCUGGGCGGGAAGAUUGAGGUGUUGAAUCUGGCGUGGGUCGAGGGCCGGAGACAGGCGCUGCAGAGUGCGAUUGAGCAGCUGAGGAGUUAG
Molecule: messenger RNA, 687 nt
Organism: Morchella sextelata
Lineage: Eukaryota; Fungi; Ascomycota; Pezizomycetes; Pezizales; Morchellaceae
Exons: 2
Coding region: 1-687 (228 amino acids)
Biological process (GO): double-strand break repair via homologous recombination; resolution of meiotic recombination intermediates
Cellular component (GO): nuclear body; RecQ family helicase-topoisomerase III complex
Source: RefSeq, a predicted model, not a curated record